Messenger RNA from Exophiala viscosa, 1775 nucleotides. Its product is annotated as AAT family amino acid transporter. Gene Ontology annotation, cellular component: membrane. Gene Ontology annotation, molecular function: amino acid transmembrane transporter activity. Gene Ontology annotation, biological process: amino acid transmembrane transport. Lineage: Eukaryota; Fungi; Ascomycota; Eurotiomycetes; Chaetothyriales; Herpotrichiellaceae. The record is from RefSeq and is a predicted model, not a curated record. The transcript is spliced from 2 exons. The coding region runs from base 114 to 1769 and encodes 551 amino acids.
GGUCCAAAGGCACUAUCAGCGGUAUAUAAGCUGGUAAGAAUUCCACCUUGCAUUCGACUGACAAUCCCUCACCUCAUUCCACUCUACCCGACGAAGUUCCUGAUAUCCCAACCAUGGACGUCCAUGAGAAGACAACUUACAAGGGCCCCUCGGCAGUCUUUGACAAAGAGACCGCGAGCGACGAUGUCGGUGCUGGACAGGUCCUUAGCUACUCUGGCGAGCCGCCCAGCACGCAUCGCGGCCAGCUCCACCGAAACUUCAAGGCCAGACAUAUUCAGAUGAUCACGCUCGGUGGUUGUAUCGGCUCCGGAUUGUUCAUCAGUACUGGCAAAGCGCUUCACAAUGGCGGCGCGGCAGCUAUGUUGAUCGGCUAUACCUUGAUCUGUAUCAUGGCUCUGGCGACCAUGAACCUUUUAUCGGAAGCCACCUGCAUCUGGCCCACCUCUGGUGGUUUCAUUGAGCACGCCAACCGAUUUGUCGAUCCUGCAAUGGCCUUUGCAUGCGGCUUCACCGAGUGGCUUGCCUGGGUCACUGUCGUUGCAGCCGAGGGAGCAAUUGUUCGAGUCAUCCUCACGUACUGGACUGAAGCUAUUCCGACCGCCGCCGCAAUGACAGUUUACCUUGUCAUCGUGUUGGGUAUCCACGCCCUGCCCAACAAGUGGUUUGCCGAGUUCGAAUUCGGGACCGCCGCAUUGAAAGUCAUGUGCAUGAUCAUCAUCCUUAUCACCUGUAUCGCGUUGCUCGCGGGCGCUGGCAAGGCUUCUCCUGAUCCCCAAGGCUACAACUAUACCACAGGUCCUACCUUUCCCAACGGCAUGAAGGGAGUGUGCACCACAUUUUUGUUGGCUUCGUGGGCAACUGGAGGCCAAGAGAUCAUGUCCCUGUCUGCCGCGGAAGCCGCCCGACCUCGAUGGGACAUGCCUCGAGCAUGCAAGAAUCUGUUCAUGCGAAUCGUUCUCUUCUACGAGCUCUCCAUCAUCUUCCUGACGCUCCUCGUGCCAUACAACUCGGACAAGCUUCUCGGGACCAGCACCGUCGCGAGCUCCCCAUUCGUCAUUGCCAUGGUCAAUGCAGGCAUCAAGGGUCUCCCGGAUCUGAUGAACGCCAUUAUCCUUCUCGGUCUUUGCGCCAUCGGUGCAGAGUCCAUGUACGUCUCGUCCCGCGCUAUGGUCGCCAUGGCCCAGAUGGGCAUGUUCCCUCGGUUCCUCGCCAACAUUGACAAGCAAGGCCGUCCGCGCUGGGCUUUGCUCAUCACCGCUGCCUUCUCGGUCAUGUUCACUUACAUCAAUUGCUCCAGCACUGGUGGCGUCAUCUUCACCUGGUUCAGUUCCGUCUCAGCCACCGUGUACUUCAUGUCCUGGAUGAGCAUCAGUAUCACCAACAUCCGAAUGCACCAGGCUAUCAACGCUCAAGGCGACCCAGUCUGGGUCCAGCCAUACGCAUGGAAACUCAAGGGCUGGCCCAUCACCGCGAUCUUCCUGUUCGUCACAUCGUUCCUCGUCCUCUUUGGCACGGCCUAUGUCUCGCUGUUCCCAAUUGGAGGUGCGGCGCCUAAUGCUUCGACGUUCUUCGAGACAUUCCUUGGUGUACCUCUUUGGAUUGCCUGCUACUUGGGAUACAAGCUCGUAUACAGGACCAAGUUUGUCAAGCCUGCGGAGGCGGAUCUUCAGUAUGGCCGCCGACCAUUGAAUGAGGAGGAUAUUGCGUUCUUCGACCACUACUUCGCGCAGCCCAUGUGGAAGAGAGUCUUGUCGUAUGUCAGAUUCUGAGCGAUG